This is a messenger RNA of Symbiodinium sp. CCMP2592, 1878 nucleotides long. The record is from the annotation of a GenBank genome assembly. NCBI's taxonomy places the organism in Eukaryota, Dinophyceae, Suessiales, Symbiodiniaceae.
AUGUUAACGAAGUGCAGAUGGCUACUUCUGGCGGCCUUGGCCGCCUCAGCCAUUGCAAUCACCACCAGAUCGGAUAGCAGCAGCGGUGGAAACCCAAUCCGAAAGGUGAUCCGGAUGAUGCAGAAGAUGGGUGACAAGAUAGAGAACGAUGGCAAAAAGGAGGCAGAUCUUUAUGAGAAGUUCGAGUGCUAUUGCAAAGGAACCAUAGCAGAGCUUCAGAAGAGCAUCCAGCAGGCAGAGAGCAAUCCGCUUUCUCAAGCCGACAUCGACGAAAAGAAAGCCGAAGUUGAAUCGCUCCAGCAGGAGGUCACCAAGCUGAAAGAGGACCGCCUGGCUGAGGAGGAAAGCUUGAAGGCCGCGCAGGCCCAGCGCACCAAGGAGCAUGACAACUUCGUGGCUGAGGUCACUGAGGAAACCCAGGUGGUCUCGACCAUCGACCAGGCUUCUGCAGCCGUCGGUGGCCCGACAGAGACUCCCACUUCGUUCAUGCAGAUCACUGACACCAAGGAGCAGGUUCCUCGGCUUCUGCGCUUGCUCGAAGGCGACCUCCGCCUGGACAGCGCCGACAAGCGCCGAGCCGCCGCUUUCCUCCAAGGCGAUCGGAGCGCAGCCGACCCUGGCAUGGUGGUCGGCAUGCUGGCAGGCAUCAAAGAUGAGACCCUUGAGGAGAUUCAGACUGAGAACAAAACCGAGGAGGAGGCCGUGGAGACGUUUACAGGGGUCAAGAAGUCCAAGAAGGUUGAAAUCUCCACUCUCCUCAACCAGUUCGAGCGCAAGAUGAAGAGGAUUGGUGAGCUGAAGGUCGAGGUGGUGAACCUCGAACGCCAGCUGGCAGAGCAGAGCGGCUCUCUUGAGGAUGAUAAGCAGAUGCUCGCGGAAGUCCAGAAGAGUUGCGCAAAGAAGGCAGAGGACUGGGAGAAGCGCCAGGCUGCACGACAGGAAGAGCAGCUUGCUCUGCAGGAGACCGUCAAAAUAUUGAACUCGGAUGAGUCGCUGGAUCUCUUUCGAAAGCGCAGCACUUCUUUGAUUCAGCUCUCCAGUGGCCGGGAGAAGGCUCGUCGCGAGGCUUUGAGCCUCCUCCGCGAAGCGUCGGCGAAGUCCGAGAACCCGGAGCUAAACUUUCUGGCGUUGGCUCUCUCGGGCCGGAAGGCAGACUUCACCAAGAUUCUCAAAAAGAUUGACGGCAUGGUAUCCCUGCUGGAUAAGGAGAAGGAAGACGACAAGACCAAGAAGAGCUACUGCGGCGAGGAGUUCCGCACCACAGAGGACAAGUCCAAGUCCCUAGACUCCAAGAUCAAGUCGCUGAAAGCCGGCCUGGCGGAAAAGAAACAGGCGAUUGCAAAGCUCAGCGAGGACAUCAAGGCGUUGCAAAGCGGCGUCACGGCCUUGGACGAGUCCGUCGCCAAAGCGAGUGAAAAUCGGAAAGCCGAGCACGAAGAGUUCCAGGAGAGCAUGUCCUCGAAUUCGGCAACGAUCGAUCUGCUGAGUCUGGCGCGCGACCGUCUCAACAAGGUGUACAACCCAACAAUGGUGGCAGAAACCACCACGAAGAGUCCCUACGACCUGUCGUUGCUUCAGAUGUCGUCCAAAAUCGCGCAAGCUCCUCCCACCUUCGAGGGUGGCUACCAGAGAAACAGUGAGGGAAGCAACGGUGUUCUGAAAAUGAUUGAUACGUUGGCAUCCGACGUCGAGAAAGAAAUGGCAGUUGCCAAGACUGAAGAGGCAGAUGCCCAGGAAGACUAUGAAAAGACAGUGGAGGACGCCGCCAAGAAGCGAGAGGCAGACCUAGCAUUGGCCACACGGAAGGCUGCAGAAAAGUCGGAGGUUGAGAGUGACGUCAGUGACGACAAGCCGCCUAGCGCCACUACAGCCCUACUU